UUAAUACAAUGCGACGUAAGCGAUGUUUAUAUAGUUCAGUCUGUGGCAAGAUAAUUUAAUCGCAGAAUAGUAAAAUAUAACACGACUAAUGCAGAAAAAAAGGUGGUUUAAUCUACCUAAUUUAAUUGUGUAUUUUAAAAUUUUCCAAAUGGGGAAGUGGUUUAUGAAAAAGGAGCAAGGGUACUUCCUUUAAAAUGCCCGUUGUCAGCAAUAAAUGUUUUGAAUGGCUAGCCUGAUAAAUGCUACGGGCAAUGGACGUCAACUAAGUGGUGUCAGGAAAGUGUACCGCGAGGUACUAAACAUGCCGGUGAAAUCCUGGACUGCAGUGUGUUUGGUGCUCACUGUGUUACUGAGCGGCGUGUCUACAGUGCAAGACAGAGAGGAGGAUUCGGUUAUAACCUCCCGACAACAACAACAACAACACGCUGAGAAUGGGCUGGAUGGAAACAUCACAGGCAUGUCGACACCAAUGGAAUCACGAAAUUCAAGCGCACAUGAAUGCCGCGAUGUGAUGAAGCAGAAGCCGUCGAAGCAAUGCUGGUUCAUCAAGCACACCAAGGACUGUGAGUUCAGCGAUGGCUACAUCAACUACCUGCAGGGGGCGUUCUGCAGCUUCCCUCACAGUCUCUUCCCACUCGCUGUUACGCUCUAUGCUGUUUGGCUGCUUUACUUAUUCAUGGUUCUGGGAAUCGCUGCGUCAGAAUUCUUCUGUCCAAACCUGGCUGCUAUCUCCACCAGCCUCAAGCUGACCCACAAUGUGGCUGGAGUGACGUUCCUGGCAUUUGGGAAUGGGGCUCCAGAUGUGUUCAGCGCAGUUGCAGCAUUUGCAGACCCCCGGACAGCAGGGCUCGCCAUCGGAGCUCUCUUUGGUGCGGGCGUGUUUGUCACCACGGUGGUGGCCGGCAGUGUGGCGCUGGUUAAGCCCUUCACUGUGGCCUCCAGACCCUUCCUCCGUGAUGUCAUCUUUUACAUGGCGGCUGUCUUCUGGACCUUCCUCAUCCUCUACCUGCGGGAGAUCAAGCUGGGCGAGGCGCUGGGUUACCUUGGCCUGUACGUCCUGUACGUCGGCACAGUCGUCGUCAGCACACUCAUAUACAACCGACAGAAGAACCAGCUGCAGGGACCCAUUCACAGCAGCUACACUGAGCCAGAGUUGCCAUCUGAUUCUGAAGACACUACCCCAAUCAUCUUCAACAGAAGCAUCCAGGACGAUGAGAGUGAGUACCAACCCCUGCUCCCCUUCACUGAAUCCACCUGCCAGAUCUUUAUCAACUCCAUCAACCCCAUAGACAGCAGGAAGUGGAGGAGGAAACGCUGGUUAUGGAGAGCUGCCAAGGUGGUCAAGGUACCACUGGAAGUGGUGUUGCUGCUCACUGUGCCCGUGGUGGACCCUGACAAGGAUGACCACAACUGGAAUCGUCCGCUCAACUGCCUACAUCUGCUGACAGGACCCCUUGUGUGUGUGCUCACCUUCAAAUCAGGACAAUACGGGCUCCUGAACAUUGAGGGCGAGUUCCCAGUGUGGGUCCUUGUCCUUCUCAUCGGGGUCUUUCUAUCGGCCAUCUCCUUCCUCAUCACCAGCAACCAGCAGACCCCCAGGCUGCAUUGUGUGUUCUCAUUGCUGGGGUUCGUGGUCAGUGCCAUGUGGAUCAACACUGCAGCCACCGAGGUGGUCAGCAUCCUGCGGACCUUCGGGGUGGUGUUUGACCUGAGUAACACAGUCCUGGGACUGACCCUGCUGGCCUGGGGGAACAGCAUCGGGGACUGCUUCUCUGACAUCACCGUGGCCCGGCAGGGGUACCCACGCAUGGCGAUGGCUGCCUGCUUCGGAGGGAUCAUCUUCAACAUGCUCUUCGGGGUGGGGCUAAGCUGCCUGCUUCAGAUGUUUAAUGGACACAACGUCGUCAAGCUAGAACCGGAUGGGCUUCUGGUCUGGAUACUUGCGGGAGCGCUAGGCCUCAGUCUGGUACUUUCCUUCAUUCUGAUCCCAGCGCAAUGCUUCCAUCUGGGCCGUAGCUACGGGAUCUUCCUGAUCCUCUUCUACCUGGUCUUCCUGCUGGUGGUGCUGCUCACAGAGUUCAAAGUGAUUUUGAGUUGAGGGGCAGCCCCUGACACCUUGUACCUCCUCCCGCUCAGACCCCACAGCCAGGCCUUUCUCUCCAGCAGGGGCGUGGUGAUUCACAAAGAGCAGGUAUCUGAUCAGACAGAACCCACACACAAAUCACAUGCUCUUAUUCUGAAAUGUCAUGCAUUUAUGUAGAGUCUGUAACUACGACAACUGAAUACAACAGAAUUAACCGACUCUACAGCAAGCUGAUAUCCACUCAGGAUCCAGGCUGUGUGUUUCCAGACUUUGUCCAAGUAUUGUGAAAUAAACUAGGCCUGAAUGACUCAACUGUGUGUUAUGAGGAAUUGUCCCUAUUAGCUCUUCACUUAAAUUAUCUUUUAAUGUAGCUAAUGUUUUAAAUGCACCGUGUGACUGGACUUCUCUCAUAGAAUUUGAAAACCAUUGGCAGGGUCCUACUGCUGAAGGUGUCAUUCCAUCAGCAGCCUCAUGACUGACUGGUUUACACUGUGAAGGGGAGGAGAAUCCUCAUGGUUUACACUGAAGGGGUGGAGAAUCCUUCUGUUUUCUGUGCUAUUGUAUAAAUCCAUGCACAGAUACUGGAUUAUAGGUAUAAAGUUAUGUAUGUAGGGCCAGUGCACAAACUGCCAGCCUCACAUGAACAGCCAGGGUCUUCAUUGCGUAGCGUGCCUGUAUGUUUCUCAGGGUCUUUACUCUGGCUGGGUACUGCUGUAUGGUCCUUCACACAGACAGUAACAGAACACUAGAUAUUCUUCAGGUUUGCUAUGUUUAACAACAGGGCUUCUGAAAUCAGGAUUAGUAUUAUUGAAUUUUAAAGUCAUGCAAAAAAAAAAAAAAAAAAAAAACAUGCAACUCGAAUGCUCAGUCUGGAAUCGAAACUGGUGUUCAGCUGAAAUGUACAGCAGCUUUCUUUUUAUAGCAGCUUUGAAGAAGUACCAAAGAACAAAACAAAAAUGACUCUAUAUUCUUUGUAUGCCCUCUUGUGUACUACCCUAGCAGAAAUGUUAUAGUAUACUGUAUUGAAUGCAAGAACUGAAUGUAUUGUAAACAGUAUAUAACACAUAUAAAAUCUCUUAGUUUUGUAAGCAUACCGUUCCACUCUGAAGAUUGUAAAAGACUGCGUGCAGUAUGUACAUUAUAGUGACUGCCCCCUAGUAUUAACAUGUCCAUUGUUUUUCUAAACCAUCACAUUGCCUGACUUGCCUCUGGCGUCAGUAAGGGGCACACUUGCAAAUUCCUUCGGUUUUUUAGGUUUGCUCCAGGAUCUCUUGGUUCGCAUUUCUUCACUCUGUCCCCAGUUGCACCACUGCCUGAAGAGUUGAGUGGUCCAAGAGCCAGGCUUUUAUACAGACAGCUGUCAUACAGCAGAAUAGUAGCAUUUUAGAUACAUAAGUUUUUAUAUUAGCAUUUAUAUUUUUAAACCUGUCCCUUGGUGUAAGCUUACAACUACAGUUUGUGUGUUGGAACUUUGUGCUAUAUUUCUGCUAAGUUUGUCUUGUUUUGGGAUAGUGGUCAAUUUAUUUCCUUAUUUUCUUUAGAUACAAUGUUAUUAACUGCACAGGUGAUUUACUAUGAAAUACUGGUUUGAGAAUCUGCAGUCCUAUUGAUGUCCACAAGGGAGAACUAUAGUGCAGAAUAAAAGUUCAUACUCUGUAUCAAAUGAAAUGAUAUGUAUGUUUAAUAUGUAUACAAACAUAAUGACAUGAUUGUUUUGUUUUUAUUUCUUUUGAUUGAAUCAGGGUUUUAAUAUACUGUAUAUAGUAAUGAGCCAAAUGCAAUUUUAAUAAGUAUGAUGCAUUUAUUUUAUUGAUACCGAUUUUAUAUGUGAUUUAUAAACAGGUUUUAAUUCAAACUAGCUGUGGUUGUCUGUCAUUGAAUGCUUUUCCUUCUUUCUCGAAAGCCCAGAAGUUCAGCAUACAGCAGCAUACCGCAAUUGCUGAACUGUAUUAAGUAUAAUGAUUUUGCACAGGUUCUGAGUUUGCUUUUCAGUUUCCCAGGAAGAAUAGAGAUUAAAGCCUGCAGUACCUGAAAC
Messenger RNA from Polyodon spathula (Mississippi paddlefish), 4118 nucleotides. Its product is annotated as mitochondrial sodium/calcium exchanger protein-like. The coding region runs from base 224 to 2098 and encodes 624 amino acids. Gene Ontology annotation, biological process: calcium export from the mitochondrion; intracellular calcium ion homeostasis. Gene Ontology annotation, cellular component: membrane. Gene Ontology annotation, molecular function: calcium:sodium antiporter activity. NCBI's taxonomy places the organism in Eukaryota, Metazoa, Chordata, Actinopteri, Acipenseriformes, Polyodontidae. The transcript is spliced from 16 exons. The record is from RefSeq and is a predicted model, not a curated record.